Diplodia corticola is the source of this 399-nucleotide messenger RNA. RefSeq lists its product as uncharacterized. Bases 1 to 399 code for a protein of 132 amino acids. NCBI's taxonomy places the organism in Eukaryota, Fungi, Ascomycota, Dothideomycetes, Botryosphaeriales, Botryosphaeriaceae. The record is from RefSeq and is a predicted model, not a curated record. The transcript has a single exon.
AUGCACGCUUUCACCAUCACCACCGCUCUGCUUGCAGCUCUCGGCGCCACUGCCAGUCCGAUUUACAACAACAACAACAACAACAACAACAACGCAACCGAGGUCGAUGUCGUCCGCCGGUCCAACUCCUGCUUGGGCAUGACUGCUCCUGCCGACGACUACCAGUUCGUUUGGAGCGUCUACCUGGACAACGACGACAAGUACAACAAGCAGUGUGGCGGCGGCUGCCUCGACAACUUGCGCGGGCAGUGCGGCCUCAUCGUCGACUGGGGAUGCACUCGUGGUAGCGACAACGUCGCCCACAUGACUUUCUACACGGACGAUUUUUGCACACCCUACAAGGUCUCGAAGGCGCUGAAGAAGUGCACCCAGGGCACCCAGGUCAUCAACUGCAACUAA